Schistosoma margrebowiei is the source of this 4030-nucleotide messenger RNA. The record is from the annotation of a GenBank genome assembly. NCBI's taxonomy places the organism in Eukaryota, Metazoa, Platyhelminthes, Trematoda, Strigeidida, Schistosomatidae.
AGUUCAAGGUCGUUACGCUCAGCCGUACUCGAAUUGCUUUAGGGGGGAUGUUCGAUUUCAGGCUUGUUUCUGUCUCACAAUAUUCACAACAUCUACCGUUUUCCACCUAUCUACAUAGCGUAUUAUUGAAUCAAAAGUAGGGUCUUCCUCAUUCAUAAACUGGUUUUUGUUUGCAACUGCCAAAUGGUAGAGAUUUAAGUCUUCAGUCAUGUGUUACCAUGUUAAAUACAUAUGCAUAUGUAUUUAACAUAAUUAUACUAAUUAUUAUCAAUAAUAAGUAAACUGUCCUGAACAUUUUCACAUAUAAUUUCACUUAUGACUUGCUUCAGCUAUAGGUCCGAGUCACUAAACUGGUAUAUUGUUUCCCAUCCAGACAACCAAAAAGGGGAAAUAAAGGCGAACAAAGGGGAUGCAUCCCCAGCUUUUUAGACAUUUUCUCUUUUUAUACUGAUUGACAUCAAAAUUUUCAUUUAAGAGUAUGCAUGUUUUUAAAUCACACACUACAAUCAUUUUCGGAGGUAUGCGCUAAUUGCCUCUUAGUUACAGUCUAAUAAUGUGUCAGUUUCUAUGCUAAUACGUGUAUAUAAAAGUAGCCCGUUAAUUAUAACUUGUAUUUUCUAAGCUUCUCGAAAGUCUUCCAUUUAGGACUAAUAGUACAUCUCGAGUAUACUGUUGGAAAAUUUAAGUAAUAAGACCUUAUAUUUGUUGAUGCAGUCGUCAGUCUAAAUCUACCUCUCAACCAUGGUUCCUCAGUGCGGACUGACCUGCUUUUAUUCUGAUGCUCUAAUUAUUGUGCAAUGAACACUGACUAAUCGAUAUAUUUUUGUUUAGAGUAUGAGAUACUUGCUCAGUUAUUAUGAACGUAGUGGCGAAAUCAUGUUGACUCAAUUAUUAGAGACUUUAACAUGUUACCGAGGUCCGCGUGACUAUCGUAGCCAAUGGUUGGAGAUUCUGGGUGACAUGGCUCAGAAUCGAUCACAAUGGCGUCGGUGUAUACACUCUCUGUCUUCCUUUAAACUAAGAGAUUAAAAUCGCUUCAUAUCUUUCUUCCUACGAUUUUUUUCUUCCUGUACUAUAUCCUUAUUGCAAUCUUUCUUUUUUAUAUUACCACCUCUGACAUAACUACUUUUAUGAAUCCGGUGUCCAUCUUGUUGUGUUAAUGAGGUAUAGCAACUUGGACCGAUGUCUCGUACUCAUUUUCAGUGUGAAGGUCUUAGACUUAGCCAUGGUGUUAAUCUGGCUGUAAGGAGUUAGGUGUACAGCGGGUCACUGGAGUCAGUUCCGGUUCUUAACUGUGGAACGUGACCUAUUCUAAGUAAAGGCGUUUGAUUACUGUGAGUUUCGUAAUCGUUGUUCCCGAAGGUUUGCUUACAUUAACAAAAACAAUAGUAAGUUAACGUCAAAUAGUAGCUAAAUACUUUUAUAUUCAAUCCCUGUUGUGCCAAGUUUGUCAUAGUUUAGUUUUUCAUUUGACCUCCUGUAACUUGCCAUGCUUUUCCUAUAACUAGUAGUUUGAGUGUUAACAUUUAAUUGUUUAAGGAUUCAAGUAAUUGAAUAACAGUACCUUCAUGUAUUUCAUAGUGUUUUACAGAAGUUCUAAUUAUUAUUUUUUACUUUUUCAACGUAUUUCUUACAGAUGAUUUAAUAAUUGUUCGGAAUAUCAAAAGUCUCAUGUCCCUCUCAUCAGACCGCGCAAAAUGUCUUGCAGUUACUUUCUGUCAGCACGUGCAACCGUCACGCUUUGCUUUACAUGUGUUUGAUUUGUUUAUUUCCUUCAAGUAUAUCAACGUCACACAUCAAAAUAAUUCAUGGCUUUCUCAAGCUAUCCAAAACUGUUACCUUAUUGGUCAUGUUGAACCAUACUUAUUAUUAAUAGGUGGAUCUUCCGCACAUUUGCGAACCAUAAAGUUAUCGUGGGAUAGAGGUCAACUUAAAUCUCCUUUUGGUUUUUCAAUCAACUCAGUGUCAGAUGCAGGUUCUUGGUUUUUGGAGACUUCUCAGUUUAAUGCAAUGCGUUUGGAGGAAGUUAUCUGUCAACUAGUUUGGCAAGUUACACAAUCUGAACCUAGUUGUUCAGUGGAACGUCUAGUCAAAUAUCUUGAAGACGUAUAUCGUGGCAUACAGCUUCCUGUCCCUUCACUAAAUGAUGUGAAUAAUUCUUUGGCCGUCUUAACUCAAGCUGGAGCGAUAUAUUUUAGCGGUCACGGAUACAAUCUUCUGACCCCUGAAAAGUUAGCCGUUGCAAAAUGGCUUGAAAAUGUACCUGAAACAUGUACAGACACUGAAAGUGUCUUGGAUUACCCAGUUUUAAAAACAGCCCCUCUAGCAGAAACAGAGCCAUUUGGACGAAAUGCAUCCUUAUCUGAUCCAGUUAACCGUUGUGAUCUUGUUCAAAAGAACGAUCAACUUCGUAAUGCUAAACAUAAAAUUGGAAAUUCUACAUAUUAUCGAAAUGCUAGUGCUCUGGUGCCAGUUCCCGAAAAUCUAGAACUAGAACAUUUGCUCAGGUCUUUCAGUGCUCAUUCCAUAAGUUCAUAUCACCUUCGACGUAAUCACAUAAAUAAUUGCAACCCAGUUGUAUUUGUUUCACCUACCAAUAGUUUAAAAUAUCUCAAUUCCCAGUUCCCCUUAACUUAUAAAACAAAUGACAUCAAUAGUAAUUAUGUUAUGAAAUCAACAAGAGAAAAUGUUAGUAAAUUUAGUUCAGCUGGUGUGAGUGAUUCUCUUAAAUCACAUACAGCUCGAUCUGAAAUCAAACUCCCACAUCAUUCACAAACGGAAACAUCAUUCACCAAAUGUGCUGAAAUACCAUCAAACAAAAAAUUUCAUUCCCCAGGUUUUUUGAAGUGGCUUUUGGAUCGAUUUCAACAUCUUCGGCUUUCUUGGCGUCCCAGUCACCUGUCAUGCGUUGAAGAUCAGAUUAUGCAUCCUCGGAAAGGUAAGACAUCUCAAGCAAUAAAAACUGCUAAAGAUGAGUAUUAUGUUCCCAGUCAUCCUGCAAAUCAACCACCCCAAAACCAUGCAAUAUCCUACGAUAGCUUUUCUCCUAGCAACUUACGAAGAUGCUUUAGUUUGUCGGAUGGGGGAAAAUCGAAUAAAACUAACGACCAAAUUAUAAAGAACUGCAGUUCACGCAUGGAAGCAUCAUUCUCUUCAGGGAUUUUGAACGCAGAAAUUAACGAUAAAGGUGGCAGAAAACGAUCAAGUUGCCCAAGUAAACAAUUACAUUUGUCCUCUCAAAAAGACAUUCAUGGGAACCAUUCAGUAGCAUCCUUAACUGUUAGCUCAGUAUCUUUUUCGAAAAAUCAUUUUCUAAGUCAAAAUCACGGUAUUAAAUCAGUACCACGUCUAAUUACUUCACCCCCUACUCUGGUGCGUAACUUUUCAAAGAAUGGCUCGAACGUUUCUAUGCAACACAGCGGCCGAACGUCUACUAUGCGAGAUAGUGGGUUUGUAGAAGGACUACAUCGCCCUUUCAUAUCUGGUUCUUUUGUACAAUCUAAUUUUUCGAAAUCCUCCGAAAGUUCCCAUAUGCAUCAUAAUCCUAAAUCAGACAGUUUGCGAAAAGCGUCUAUUAACUCCUCAAAUCUUUGGUGGUACAUAGGAUCCAGCCGCUUGGCACCUUCUAUAAAAGCUUCCAGGCCACAAUUCAUUGCUUCUAAUAAUAUGUGAAUGUUGUUAAGAAAUACCAUUAAAACUAUGCUUUCAAUUUAUUAACUAUCAGUCAAAAGUCACUAAUCCUGUUACACCUUUUAGCAGUUGUAUAUAGUGUUUCUUUGCAUUUAUCAUACUAUUAUGCAUUCAAUAGUUACACUUUUUGUCUUUCCGAGAUUUGAAUAAACCUAUUUUUUGAAUGCGCUCAGAAAUAAACAUGCAAAUUUCGUAAUCAAUAACUCAUGUUUUAACCUCUUAAUUUAAAUUAUUUCGAAGAAACUCCUUUACUGCCAUUUUUAUCUCUGCUUUCUCUUUGCUGCCUUACCAUAACUGUAUUUUUUUAGAAUUGUUUAUUAGAAAUACAACUGAUACAGAU